Messenger RNA from Octodon degus (degu), 1525 nucleotides. Its product is annotated as solute carrier family 7 member 13-like. Gene Ontology annotation, molecular function: L-amino acid transmembrane transporter activity. Bases 84 to 1508 code for a protein of 474 amino acids. The transcript is spliced from 4 exons. The record is from RefSeq and is a predicted model, not a curated record. Gene Ontology annotation, biological process: amino acid transmembrane transport. Gene Ontology annotation, cellular component: membrane. NCBI's taxonomy places the organism in Eukaryota, Metazoa, Chordata, Mammalia, Rodentia, Octodontidae.
AAAUCAAGAGAAAGUAUAAAAGAAAUUAUUGGGAAGCUUUGUGUUUAGAUAUUAACAUAGAAAGUACAGGGAAAGGCAGAAGUAUGAAGCUGUCAAGAACAAUAGGAUUGUUCCAUGGAAAUAUCUUCUUAUAUAGUGCCAUCAUAGGAGCAGGAAUAUUUGUAUCUCCUAAGGGGGUACUGAAGUACUCCUCGCUGAACAUUCCUAUCUCCCUAAGUAUCUGGGCCCUUUGUGGCAUAUUGAACAUGAUCAGUGGCCUCUGUAGUACAGAGAUAGGGACCACCUUCCCUAGAAGUGCAGCAUUUUAUUUUCUCCUUAAAAGAUCUCUUGGGGCUACUGUUGCUUUCCUUUAUAUUUGGAUCAAACUUUUUGCUUAUUUCAUAGGACUAGCUGCACCAAGCUUAUUAGUAGCAAGCUAUCUAAUUCAGCCUUUCUAUCCUGGAUGCUCACCUCCAGAGCUACCAAAGAAAUGCCUAGCUUUGGCCAUUUUGUGGUCUUUGGGACUUCUGAAUAUUCAGGGGUUGAAAACAGUGUCCUGGUUUCAAACUAUCAGUGCUUUGAUGAAGAUGACUAUUCUCUGCUUCAUUUCUCUGACUGGGAUUGUGCUGUUAGUGAGUGGGAAAAAGGAGAAUGUGUCCAGGUUUCAGAACAAUUUGGAUGCUGAAUUUCCUGAUGCCUCACAAAUUGCAGAAGCCUUUCUCCAAGGACUCUAUGCAUACAAGGGAAGCACUCUACUGAUCAACAUGGCAGGAGAGGUGAAAAACCCUGCUCACACACUUCCCAGAUCUCUGAUUUCUGCUGCGUCCGUUGUGACUGUGAUAUACUUAUUGACAAAUAUAUCCUUCCUGACAGUUUUGACACCAAAGGAAAUCAUCUCUUCAGAUACUGUUGCUGUCUCAUGGAUGGACAGAGUAUUCCCUUCCAUGCAAUGGAUCAUUUCUCUGGGGAUUUCAGCUUCAAUAAUUGACACGAUGUCCUGUGCAAUACUUUCAGGAUCAAGAACUAUCUAUGCUGCAAGCCAGGAAGGACAAUUGCCUCGGAUCUACUCUAUGCUCAAUAAGCAUCACUCUCCAGCUUUAGCUGUGAUGCAGUUAAUCUUUGCAUCUUCCAUUGCUGUUAUGCAUUCAAAUUUGAUCAAUUUAAUAAAAUAUAUGGGAUUAGCAUCGUGGUUUCUAAAUGGGCUAAAUAUGGUUGCUUUACUUACAUUAAGGUACCGGAAUCCAGAUCUACCAAGACCUUACAAGGUUUGGCUGCCAAUGAUAUUUGCAUCUUUAGCUUCAUCUGUCUUUCUAAUUUUUAUGCCAAUCAUUAGAUCUCCUAAAAUGGAGUAUAUUUAUCACGCUGUCUUUCUUUUCCUUGGAGUUCUGUGUUAUUGCCUUCAUGUUCACCUUAAUCAACUUUCUGUCUUUUCUGAGAAAAUCACUUGUUAUUUACAAUUAUUAUUUAAUGCCUCACCUUCAGAAGAUGAUGAAAUUUGUACUUGCAGAGAAAAAAAGUAUUACAAAUAAAUGUUUGUGUAAAAAAG